Molecule: messenger RNA, 432 nt
Organism: Oikopleura dioica
Lineage: Eukaryota; Metazoa; Chordata; Appendicularia; Copelata; Oikopleuridae
Source: the annotation of a GenBank genome assembly
AUGAGUGCCACAUUGAAAUCGGGUCUAACGACGCGCAACAAGAAUCUCGAUCUAAAAAGGACGACGAAGAAGACCACCAAGGCCAAGGUGGAAAUCUUCAAGGAGUCACCGAAAAAACGCCGAGAAGCCAAUAAGAAGGCCGAAAAGGCUGCUGCAGAGAAGGAGAAGACUGAAGAAAUUGCAGAGAAUUACUGGGAGCUUCUCGCCGAGGAGCGCCGGGUCAAGCUCGAGGCCGCGCUCGAAGAGAACAAGGAUCUUUGCGAGCUUCUCGAGACCCGAAACGAAGAGAAAAUGGAGCUGGAGCGCGAAAACGAAGCUCUGACAAAAGAGAACGAGUUGCUUCGAGAAAAGGCGAUGAAAGUGAACGAUCUCGAGAGCAUCAUCGCAGAGCUGGUCUCCGACGCCGACGACGUCGCCCAGGAGAGCGACUAA